Molecule: messenger RNA, 981 nt
Organism: Pestalotiopsis fici W106-1
Lineage: Eukaryota; Fungi; Ascomycota; Sordariomycetes; Amphisphaeriales; Sporocadaceae
Exons: 3
Coding region: 1-981 (326 amino acids)
Biological process (GO): protein folding; positive regulation of ATP-dependent activity
Cellular component (GO): cytosol
Molecular function (GO): protein-folding chaperone binding; ATPase activator activity
Source: RefSeq, a predicted model, not a curated record
AUGGCCCUUCACAACCCCAACAACUGGCACUGGGUCAGCAAGAAUGCUGGCGACUGGGCCCAGACAUGGUUGUCAGAGAACUUGACCAAGGUCUCGGCCGAAGAGGGGGGUGUCAAUGCCAAGAUCACCAAGGUGGUCAGCAUGGAUGGUGAUGUCGACGUGAGCCAGCGCAAGGGCAAGGUUAUCACUAUUUUCGACGUCAAGCUCGUCCUCGAGUACUCUGGCACCGCUCCCGAUAUCGAGGAUGUGUCUGGCACCAUCACCGUCCCGGAGGUUGCUCACGACACUGAAGAGGAUGAGUUCGUCUUUGACAUCGACAUCCACUCCGAGUCCAAGGAGAAGCAGCCCGUAAAGGAUCUGGUUCGCUCGAAACUCGUGCCCAAGCUUCGCAAGGAGUUCCUCAAGCUGACGCCAGCUCUAAUUGCUGAGCACGGCAAGGACAUUCAGCAUGCUCCCGGUUCCAACCCUUCGAGCGGAUUCUCCACACCCAAGAUCCACGCUCCUAGCGGCGCUGCCGGUCAGUCGUCUGCCGCUGCCGGCACCCAAAAGAACGCCGGCAGCGUCGUCAACACGACUACCGUGUCAGAUCAAGAAGAGUUCAGAACCACUGCCGAACAGCUUUACCUGACCUUCACCGACCCUCAGCGCCUGGCUGCCUUUACACGUGCCUCUCCGAAGAAAUUCGAGGGUGCCAAGCAGGGUGGCAAGUGGGAGCUGUUUGACGGCAACGUCUCUGGAGAGUACGUCGAGCUCCAAGAGCCCAAGAAGAUCGUCCAGACAUGGCGAUUGAACCAGUGGCCCGCCGGCCACUACUCGAAGCAGGUCAUUGAAUUUGACCAAAACGACGUUGAUGGUGUUACUGUCAUGCGUGUCAACUGGACUGGUGUGCCCAUCGGCCAAGAGGAUGUGACCAAGCGCAACUGGCUGGAAUACUACGUACGAAGCAUCAAGACUACUUUUGGAUUCGGAACCAUUCUAUGA